GCUGAACCGAUAAUGGACACGUUUUUUUGGAAAAAAGGAGAAGAAUAUAUAAAAGCAAAACUAUCGCCACUUUUCACACCUAGUAAACUUAAAAGUAUGCUAUCUUUAUUAAUACAACGCUCGGAGGUUUUCAAAAAUUGGUUGGACAAUUCGCUGUUAUUGAGGAAUAAAUAUAUAAAUUGUAGCGAACUGACGGAGAAACUUACCGCUGACUACUCUAGUGUCUGUUUACUAAAUUAUGAAAUCAAGACUUUCCAAGAUAAAGAGAUUGAAAUUUGUAAAUAUGCGAAAAAAUUCAAUAAAGGUUCAUGGAAAUAUAUACUCAAACAAUUGCUACCAGAUAAAGUAACACACAAUAAAUUAUAUGAUUUAAUUAGCUAUUAUUUGUUUGAUGCCGAAUUAAUGCAAUUUUGUUUUCGUUUCGCUACGGAUAUUGUAAAUUACAGAAAAAAACAUAAUAUUUCCAAAUAUGAUGCUUUUAAUGUACUUAAGGAGUUAAAGAAAAACCAAAAAUUGACUGAAAAAGUAGGUACGUAA
Molecule: messenger RNA, 537 nt
Organism: Atta colombica
Lineage: Eukaryota; Metazoa; Arthropoda; Insecta; Hymenoptera; Formicidae
Exons: 1
Molecular function (GO): oxidoreductase activity, acting on paired donors, with incorporation or reduction of molecular oxygen; heme binding; monooxygenase activity
Source: RefSeq, a predicted model, not a curated record